This is a messenger RNA of Sphaerodactylus townsendi, 956 nucleotides long. RefSeq names its product MORN repeat containing 2 (gene MORN2). The transcript has 5 exons. The coding region runs from base 94 to 510 and encodes 138 amino acids. The record is from RefSeq and is a predicted model, not a curated record. Lineage: Eukaryota; Metazoa; Chordata; Lepidosauria; Squamata; Sphaerodactylidae.
UGGGAAUACGGUGUCUAUGGCAACCGCAAGCAUAGCCUUCUGAUAGCUGGAUUUUCCGGCCGGUAGAUCUGCAAAUUAGCUGCAAACCAUACCAUGAAUAAUAAAGGCGCAGGUGCUGAAGUUUAUAAAAUAUCAUUUAUAUUUCCAAAUCAAGAUAAGUACGAUGGUGAAUGUACAAGAACCCUUGAGGGAAGUCUUGAAAGAAAUGGACAUGGAGUACAUACCACACCCAAUGGAAUUAUAUAUAGAGGAAACUGGGAGAAUGAUAAGAUGAAUGGUUUAGGAAGGCUAGAGCAUCCAUCAGGUGCCAUUUAUGAAGGUGAAUUCAAAGACAACAUGUUUCAUGGAAUAGGAACUUACAUAUUUCCUAAUGGAGCAAAGUACACCGGUCAGUUCAAUGAAAACAAGUUGGAAGGGCAGGGAGAAUUUACAGACACACAAGGCCUGGAGUGGGAUGGUAAAUUUCAUUACACAGCAGCACCAGGGCUAAAGCUCAAGCUGGAAAUGUAGAAUAUUUUAGAGUGGAGAACAGACACGGAAUUCUUGUUUUAUCGAGUCAAAGCUUUUCUACAACAAAUAUUCCUUAACCACCACUGUUGUUGUUUUAAGCAAGGUACCAGAUAAACUAAGCACUGGGUCAUUUUGAAUUUGAGAUUCAGAAUGCUAAACCCUUUGAUUCCCCCCUCUUAACUUUAAUUCUAAAACUCAAAUAAAUCAACACACAACAGCUGCAAUGUAAUGCUAAUUCUAAAAAUAUGUGCAAGAAAAAGUUUUAACUUACAGUAAUUUAUACUUGAAAAUAUCAAGAUUAUGAUCAAUACUGACAGCUGAUAUCUAUGAGGAAAAAGAGGGUGGACAUCAAGAUAGAAUGUAAACAAACCAAUAAAUGAUAUUUUGAUGAUCUGUCUGCUUGUGAUUCCAUCAUCUACUUAAUUAAUAAAUGAGAACUCAGCUUC